Molecule: messenger RNA, 921 nt
Organism: Coccinella septempunctata (seven-spotted ladybird)
Lineage: Eukaryota; Metazoa; Arthropoda; Insecta; Coleoptera; Coccinellidae
Exons: 3
Coding region: 105-593 (162 amino acids)
Molecular function (GO): lysozyme activity
Source: RefSeq, a predicted model, not a curated record
AAUUUUCAUUUUCAUUCGAUAAGCAAUAUCAAUUCCACACAUUCAUUUCAAAAUCUUCAUUAGUAUCUCUCUUUGAAACUGAAAAUUGUACAUCACAAAUUGAAAUGAAUAUCAAAAUAUUUUUGUUCGUAUUCUGUGUUGUUUCAGUGAAUGGUUUCAAUAACAUACUAGGGACUGAACUCGAAAAAUGUCUGAGAUGUAUCUGUUUUGCCACCACAUUUUGUAACCACUUACCCAACUGUGUGAAGGCACAUAUAAAUAAAAAGUAUUGGGAGGAUGCAGGCUCUCCAACAUUGAAUUACGAAAAACCCUCUAACCAAACUUACCUGAAAUGCAUGAAAGAUACAAAUUGCGUUUUGAAUACAAUGGAUACAUACACAACAGGAAGAGGUUCUAAAAGAGAUACCAAUUGUGAUGGUAAAUUCGACUGCAAGGAUAGGCUUGCAAUUCAUUUUAACGGAUUGACUGUUAACUAUACCCUUCAACCAUACCAAAUCACCAGAUUCGAUAAUUGUGCUAUCGAAAACAGUGUACCAACAGAUGAAGGAUGGUCUGGUUGUGACUUAGGAGGAAUCAACUCGGUGUUUUUUUAAUUCCUUCAAGAUAUUAUUAUAUGAGCUAUGAGUGUGAACAUUUCGAGUGGCCAAUAAAUUGACAUAGCUGGAAUACGGAAACUUUUCAAAAACUUUUCGUUCCCAGUGAAACUAGAGCCCAUCAUAGUUAAAGGCAGAAAUAAGCACCCCAUUCGAUUUACUACAGGAUGAUAUAUUUGGUUAAGAACUCCAUUUAUGCUUUCUGAGUCAAAUUCUCAAAAGUUUCUAUUAUAAAUACAUUAAGAUAAAUCGUAAAUAUAAAUAUUUACAUCACAAAUGUUAAAACCUUAGAUAGUGAGAUAAGUAUAAUAAAUUUUUCAAGGAGUUA